AUGAGGAACUUCAGCUCCAUGAAGAGGAAAGUCUUCAGACUCUGAGCCGACUCUCAGCUUCAGAGGACAUUGAGCUGCAGAAGACAGCGGCCAUGUUUUAUCUACAGCUCAGUCAUCACUUGAACUCUCCUCUCCCAGACGCAUUGUUGGAGCCGGUCAUGAACUUACUGCUAUCAUCUGACCUGGAUGUUCAGAAGACCAUCUCUCUGUCUUUAGUCAAUCUGUUAGUGAAGAACAACGAGCCUCUGUGGUUGAGAUGGGGAUGCUGGUUCCGCUCCUGGAUCUGAUCCGGUCCGGAGACUCCAGCGCUCAGAGCCACUCCUGCGCCUGCGUCGUCCUCCUCGCCUCCUCAGAGUCGAACAGAGAGGCUGUAAUGUUGGAGGGAGUGAAGCCUCUGCUGGCUUUAGCCAAAUCCUACGACUCUCGAGAGCAGCAGGUGGCCUCCUGGGCUCUGCUGCACCUCACACACUCAGAUUGGUCCAGGAGGCUGCUGGGUGAUGCGGGGGGGUUCCCGGUUCUGGUUCUGCUGCUGCAGGGCUCAGACUCAGAGGUCCAGUUCUACAGCUGCUCCGCCCUCUGCAACAUCUCUUCUGCUCGGGAGCUCCACCGGAAGCUGCUGAGCAUCGGGAGUCACUUCCUGUUGAAGUCCCUGCUGACGCUCGCCUCCUCCUCCGUGCAAAAGGCCGUCCUGGUGAGCGAGGGUCUGCUGGAGGAAGUGGGUCAGCUGCUUCUUCAUCCCACAUGCAGCUCCGUCAUCAUCACACACAGCUGCAGGAUCAUCACUGACCUGAGCAGCUGCAGCGAGGGUCAGCAGGCUGUGAUGGAGGCUCGCUGUUUGUCAGGACUCCUCGGCGCUCUUCUGUCUCCGUCUCUGACUGAUGACACUUUAAUACAUCUGACGUCAUGCUUGCAAAACCUCAUGACACAACAUCCACUUCAGUCUGAGUUGUCGGUCAUGAUAACAUCAGAGCACGUUUCCAGACUUGUGAAGUUAUCGGGACGAUCACAAAACCCUCAGUUAUCGUACAACAGUGCGGCCGUCAUCGGCAGACUGGAAAUGACAGGAGAGACGCUCCAGCUGCUGAAGCCUCACUACGUCGCCAUGUUGGAGUACCUGUCGGUGCUUCUCCAAAAUAAAGAUUUAAAGUUCCAGCAGCUUGGCUUAGUGACGAUAUCCAACCUCAAGACAGGUGCUCCUGCUCCUCUCUCUCUCGUUGUUGUCGCUCCUCUCUCUCUCGUUGUUGUAGCUCCUCUCUCUCUCGUUGUUGCCUCGCCUCUCUCCUCCUCUCAGCCAGGAGACGAGAGGCCUGCCCGGCGUCUGUGGUCCCGGCUGAGGGUCGACACGUGACUUCAGGAGGCUGGGGAUCUGCAGGGAGAGGCUUUUGAGGAGGACCUGAAGAGAGAAUAAUA
Gymnodraco acuticeps is the source of this 1410-nucleotide messenger RNA. RefSeq names its product vacuolar protein 8-like. The transcript is spliced from 10 exons. Gene Ontology annotation, molecular function: protein-membrane adaptor activity; protein binding. Bases 257 to 1348 code for a protein of 363 amino acids. The record is from RefSeq and is a predicted model, not a curated record. Lineage: Eukaryota; Metazoa; Chordata; Actinopteri; Perciformes; Bathydraconidae. Gene Ontology annotation, biological process: nucleus-vacuole junction assembly.